Messenger RNA from Effrenium voratum, 2366 nucleotides. The record is from the annotation of a GenBank genome assembly. Lineage: Eukaryota; Dinophyceae; Suessiales; Symbiodiniaceae.
GCGCUCUCGUGGCAGCCGUGGUCUGCGUGUUAACGGCAGGCCCCCCGACAUCGGCUGCCAGCAAGAAGAAGGGCAAGAGGCCUUCCACGCUUGAUUGCGCCAAGAGCGCUGGACGAACCUACACUGGCGUGUUUGCCAUCGAGGAAGGAGUCAACUUGGACGCCCUGUUCACCUUGGCAAGCCCGAGAGCUGCGGACACCGUACCGCUCGUCUGCCACGAGGGCGAGGCCGAUGAGUAUCGUGGCAACACCUUACGUCGGGAGCUGUGUUGGCUCAUGCGCCGGCUCAACUCCCACAGCAAGAUGCAGACCUACUGGCGCGACACUUGUCUGGGAGUUCCCGAGGCCUUGGCAAACAAGAUCGAGGACGUGGAGGGCCAAGUAGGCGCUUGCACUUGGGAUGUGACAAAGGGGCUUUUCACCUUCCCCAAGUGGCUUCGCAACGUGCUACGCACUCCUGGAGGAAUCAAUGUGGACCAGUCCAUGAGCCAUUGCUUCGCCCAGCUGGAGAGGCACCCCGACGCGGUCUGCCUGCGGUACUACGUGAACAAUCGAGCCGAGUGCGAAGGCUUCGCUGGAGACCGGGACCUGGCGAAGAGGCUUUUCCGGGGUCGCAUGAACGGCGGCGGUGCAAACCAUGUCAUGAGUAUCAUGGGCAAGGAGCAGACCUUGUUGAUGCAGAAGGAUGCUGAUGCACAUCCUCAGCUGGCCCAAGUCUUCCAAGCGAACGGCUACCACUGGCCUGCUGCCGCCGUCCAAUCUCUUCUCAAUGAGAGGCACGAGAGGGCGGUUUUGAACCUCAUGGAGAAUGUGGCGCGUCGGUGCGGCAAGGUGCAGAGCUACGAGCACGACGGGCUCUACUGUGUGGUCCACGAGCACCUCAGGGAGACGAUGAUGAACGACAUAAGGCAGAUUGCCUCGGUGUCGACUCAGGCGCCAGCAUCCCUGGACGAAACGUUGCAGUACCUUCAGACCAAGUUCCCUGAGCACGACUGGAGCGUCAGGGAUGAAGGUUGGGAGGAGUUGGAGGACGCGAGGAUUGAGGUACGGCAGCGCUGCUUGAAAGGGGAGACCAACUUCCCGAAGCUGAUUGCAGAUGUCGUGCCGCACCACGUCACCAGCGCUGGUUAUCAGGUGCGCGAACUGAUGAAGGCAACCCCAGUGACAACCGAUCGCGUGACCCUCAUGACGUACGACAACGGCUGCUGGCGUGACCUCGGCGCUGUGGCCGCCGCCACCCUGGAGGAUGUUAUGCGAGAUGUUCUGAAGAAGUGCAUCGGCAAGAGGCCUGUCCAGGGCUGGCCCCGAGUGGUCCACUGCGCCCAUCCUCAGGACUGCUCGGACUACCAGCUGAAGAAGAUGCACCUGGAGGUGGCGGCUAUCUGGAGCAAUCUGGAGGAGGAGCAUCUGGACUUGGAGGAUGUGGUGACCCGCGCGCUCGCGCAAGAGCAGUUUGCGGCGGUGCAGGCAACCUCGUGCAAGGCUUUGCCGGCGGGGUUCCGCUACAGCACGGACCUGGAGGAGGACCUCGCUCGACUGCAGAGGAUCUUGCCUGGCGUGGAGCUCUUGCACUCCUGCCACGAGGACUACGCUGACACCAUGUUCCUGCUGAAGGUUCUUUCGAGAGUGAAGGGAAGUCGUCAGAACUUUGAGGAGUGCUUCUUCCAUCUGGGACACGGCCAGAACGGCAAGGGCACCUUGAACUUGGUGCUGCGCUGCUUCUGCGGCGACUACCAUUACGAGCCCAAGCCAGAGACCUUCACUAGCCUCGGAGACCCCACUGGCUGCUCCCUGAACAUCUCGCAGCUCAAGGGUAGACGAUCUCUCUUCGUGAACGAGGUCGAGGCAGGCGUCAAGCUCCGCUCCGGUAUGCUGAAGGAUCUGCGGGAUCAGACUGCAUUCAUCGAGGCCAGGGGCCUCUACCGGGACCCGAUCCAGUUCAAGAUGCGCCGAUCCUUCACAAGCGUCCCAUGGCCGCUGAAGUUCAUCAUGAACCCAAGGUCGGGCACGAACGAGCGCCCGUCGCGGGACAUCAAGAAUUCCAACUUCAUGAUGAACUCUGUCGUGCCUUCGUUGGAGGUUAUCUUCCCCAUCAUUGACAGGAUCGUUUUCCGCGGCUACAACGGCACACUGAUCGAGCCCCGGCCCCACUCCAUCGUCACAGCGACCUUGGCUCUCUUCGAGUGCAUGCAAGAGCUGGACAUGAAAGCCUUCUUGGAGGAGCACUUGCUUCAAGUCGAGAGCGCAAACAUGGCCGCGCCACAGGGCUCCAUUCGGUCCUGGAUUCGGCAGCAGGAGAGCGUCCGAGACAUGAGACUCUCGCCGAAGGCUCUGGAGCGGAUGCUGGACAAGAUCUUGACGCCCAAG